CUAGAUAUCUGCGACAUCCACUAACAUAAUCGUUUCUCUCACUUUGUUCACGAUCUAUUUCCCCAACCAUACCCACAUGUGAUCUUUAAUAUUCACAGUCUUUAUUCUCGUCAACCUUAAUUAACUACAGUUCUCCACCUAGCCUAAUCAACUCAUCCCUCGACUGCUUCGUAACAGUGAACUGCGUCUGAUGUUAUCUAGGAGUCGACACUCGAUCAGCCAUCUCAAUGCCUUUGUUUCCGGUGUCCCCAAAUAUCCAGGAAUCCGUCUCAAGGAAGAGAACGCACGAGGAAUUCAUUGAAGGUUCCAUUGAUCACACAACCGACGAGCCGUCCGAUCUGGAAAAUUUAGGAGAGACGAAAUCUAUUGGAUUACCUACCCUAGCCGUAACCCAUCACCUACAGCUACCACCUUUACGAGAUAUCACAAUGGAGUCCACGCCUGCUAGCAGUCCAGUGGAUUUGACUGAUCCUGGAUCUACACCACCUGUCGAUGAUUCACCUUCACCAAAUAAAACUCCCGUGUGGUCGCCCUCCGCCAAUAAAAAUACCACGUCUCAAUUACCACAACCAGCCCUUACGCUUCAAACGUCUUCUUCCACUACCACCACCAAUAGCCAACCAGCAAAACGAAAACUCACAGCAGCCGAGAAGGAAAAGGAGCGUGCGGAGAAGCGACAGAAAAAGGAAGAAGAAGCCGCCCAGAAACAGCAGAAAAGGGAAGAAGAAGCUGCUGAGAAGGCAAGGAAAAAGGCCGCCGACGAAGCAGCGAAAGCAGCCAAGGCCGCGGAGAAAGAGGAGAAGGAAGCGGCAAGGCUUGCGAAGAAGGCCGAGAACGAGGCUAAGAAACGAGAGAGGGAAGAGAAGGAGGCGAAAAAAGCUGAGGAGAAGCGCAAGAAGGAGGAACAAGAGGCGAAAGCGCGACAAAAGCAAGAGAAGCAAAAGAACUUGUUAGCCGGCUUCAUUAUACGAAAGUCCAAUGCUACAUCACCAGCCAAGAUGCCUGCUGAGCAGGUCGCAAAACCUGCAGGAACUAAUGCGAACUCUACCACGUCACAGGUAGAGCCUAAGCAGGAGGCGUCGGCAUAUGAACGCACGUUCAAACCCUUCUUCGUAAAAGAUGGCGUGAAGCUAGCCCCGCGACCUUUUGAGAUGGAUGAGGAGGCCCAAGCCGCCAAAUCGGCAAUUCUGGACGAAUACGUCCGCGGCGAGCGCGGCGUGUUCAAUCCCAAACCAUUCAAUCCCACAGAGACCUUCAAUCUGGCAUUCCCUCAACGACGCGGGAAAGUAGUACCGAGCGUGAAGAAGAUUAUGGAAGGGCUACACGGUAAUCCUGCCGAGGCUGCGCUCGGUAUGACAGCAGGAAAAACCGAGUCCCAGAUCGAAAAGCUUGCCAUCAACGCGCAAAAUCAACUCAACACCAUUCCGAUGAAAUAUCUCUCCUUUUACGAGGAUGUCCGACCACCUUACCGCGGGACCGUCACUACACCUAUGUCACGAAAGGAGCUUCGCCAUUUAUCCCGUAGACCCACCGGAAGACUACUCCCGCUGAAUUACGACUACGAUUCUGAGGCCGAGUGGGUAGAAGACGAAGAGGGUGAAGAUCUGGACGAUGACGAGGAUGAUGAAGAGAGUAAUGACGGUGACGGAGAGAUGGAAGAUUUCUUAGAUGAUUCUGAAGACCAUCCUACUGCUGUCCGUCCCACGUUCCUCGGCGAGACAGAGCCCGUAAGCACAGGCAUAUGCUAUGAAGAUGAGACGGGCCGUAAUCCUCUGCCAUCUAUGAACCAGUAUCGAAUGGAGUUUUUAAUCGAGGGGCACACAUCAAUCGACCCCUUUUCUACCGAAUAUUGGCCCUCGAGUCUGGGAAAGAGAAAGGGCCGCGCUGCAGCAGAUACCCUCAGUGCACCAACAUCAAUGCCUCCGCCCGAUGUGCCGGCAGACUCUUCCAAGCUCACUUUGAUGUCUGCAACCAGCCGUAACGCACGAGCAGUAGAUACGAAGGACUUAGUGCCGAAAGAAGUAAUGGAGGAGUUCAAGCAGGCUAUCGUCAGCGAGGAACUACGCGAGUUCACCAAGGGUACGAUCGUGGAGAUGUUGACCAAGAAGUUCACAUCCUGCACCAAGGCCCAGGUCAAGACGACACUAGACAGAGUCGCCCACCGGAUUAGUGUCCCGGGAGCGAAGAAGACGGUUAAGGUCUGGGCCCUAUUGCCGGAACCUGCGUCAUGAGGAGCUUAUUACUAUUCGAGGACUAUAAAAACUAUGAGGAAGCUUUCGAAAAUGAGAACGGCG
Messenger RNA from Annulohypoxylon truncatum, 2294 nucleotides. RefSeq lists its product as uncharacterized. Gene Ontology annotation, biological process: nucleosome assembly. The transcript has 3 exons. The record is from RefSeq and is a predicted model, not a curated record. Bases 228 to 2231 code for a protein of 667 amino acids. Gene Ontology annotation, cellular component: nucleus; CAF-1 complex. Lineage: Eukaryota; Fungi; Ascomycota; Sordariomycetes; Xylariales; Hypoxylaceae.